GUUUAUAUGACUAGCAUUUGUUGCAGGAAUGUAAAUGAAGCAGUGGGACUAGAGAUGGAUUCGGAUUUAGACAAGAACUGCACAUUAGAUCUGAGUCCCAACACUGUUCUUCCGUCUCCUCGACAAUGUUUGAACAUCGAAAAGCGACAUCCCAAAGGAAAACCGAGUCGUGAUGAGGAUGUAUUGAGGGUGAAGGAGGGGUUUAUCGAAAUCGGCUUUCGCCGUUACCGCAGUGUUUCUUGUAAAAACAUUCAAUGUAGAUCUGUUGGGGCAGAAGGCGAUGCUGAGUUGAAACGAGGUUCGAUAUAUCAAAGCUCUGAAGAGAUUAGGAUAAUGAAGAAAACAGGCAUUGUCGAGGGGAGGAGGAAAAUUGAAUUUUCGCGUAGUAGUGACACCUCAAAUUCGUUUAGGAUUGUUGAUUCUCUUUGUAACUCAGAAGAGAGGACCUCAGUGAUGUUGUCUGGCUCGAACUUGAAAUCAGCUUCCAUUAGCAGACCUUAUUUCGAGUCAUGCUCAUCAGAUGGCUUCAUUGAAAUCUGUCCAAGUUCGGAUAAUAAAUAUUACGAAAAGAGAGAAAAACAGUUGGUGGGAACUUCAGGGCAUGCUAAGAAGAGGAAUGGAAGUUUCGGAUGUGAACCGGUUGUCCGUCCUUCAGACGAUGGUAAUGACCUUGUUGAAAAAGACACAGUUCGGAACCUUCAUAAGUCACUAUCUGCUAAGAUGGAAGCUUGUCAUUCACCCUCUUCAUCAGAAAGUGACCGGUUUUCCCGAGCCAGCUCGAAAGCCAUAUUAAGUCCUAUUAGAAAGAUGUUUGAUCCGUUCAUGAAAUCUAAGUCUCUGCGAAGUCCUUUGGGUUAUGCAGCAGAAGCUGACUUUGUCAAAACUAUUGGGAUGGAAAAUACGAGAAGAUAUAGGACAUUUCGGAAAUCUUUGUUACAUGACUUCUCAAAUUCGCCUCGAAAUUCCGAACCGGACACCCCUUUUAUCAAGGAAGAUACCAUCCACACCAUGGUGGCAAGCUCACCAGUUCACCUACAUGGUUGUCUCAAGUUGGGAGUGAAACAAGGGGUGCCGUUUUUCGAGUUCUCAAUUAAUCAACCGGAAGAAAUUGUUCUUCUGGCCAGACAGUGGAAGCAAGAUAAUGCUUUCAAUUGGGUAUAUACCUUUCAUCCCGCCAGCAAUAGAAAGAAGAGCAAUGCCUGUAUGCGGCGGCUGCGUGAUAGUAGCCGAGAUUCUUCGGUUUUUGCUCAGAUGCAAGUCUCCUGCUGUUUCUGCUCGGAAAUUAAAGACGGAGGGGUGAUCGAAAACUCCAUGAUUACAGAAUUUGUUAUGUAUGAUAUUGCACACGCGAGACAGCGUGUUUCCUUCCAAGGAUCCCCUGAUGUUCGUAAAGCCCCGAUCUGUUCUAGUCCAGGCUUAGAUGUCGGAUGUUGUGAAUCUGACGAUGGCUCUAAUGCAGUGAGGCUCAAAGACCAUUUAAAUAUUGCUUCAGAUAACGAUGAGGUCAAAUCCCUAAAUGGAUCAACUCCAUUGCUACCUGCCAAUCUACAUACGAACCAUGAAAUUGCCGCUGUAGUCAUUCGAGUACCGUUUAAGAAGAGAGAGAGCUUGAAAUACAGAAGAGGGGACAAAAUAGGUGAUAAGAGACAUUUAAACCUACUGAAUGUCUCUAUGAUUGAAGAAUGCAAAAGGAACAUACAAGAUAGCAGGAGCCAAGAGAAGGUGAAGGUGGUUAUUCCUACCGGAAACCAUGGCUUUCUUAGUACCGAGACCUCAGGUCCUUCAUCGCUGCUCGAUAGGUGGAGGAAUGGCGGAGGCUGCGAUUGUGGUGGCUGGGACAUGGCUUGUCCCCUUGUCGUUUUUGGCAACCCCGGCAUAAAUUGCUCCGAAGAUCGACCACUGGUGGACAGUGAGCAGCCUUUGAAACUUUUUCUUCAGGGCGCCAAAGAGAAUACACCGGCACUGACCAUGAGUGCCACCGAAGGAGGGUAUGCGGUCGAUUUUCAUGCAAAGUUGUCUGUGUUACAAGCAUUUUCUAUUUGUGUUGCCAUAUUGCACGGUACCGAAACCCCAACUGCUGCUGCGGAAGCACAAACUCAACAUUUUUCGAAUUGUGAUUCACUGCAAUCACUUGACGAUGAAGUGAAAUUCUUAAUUGAAGCAGUCACAGAGGAGAAGAAGAAGAAGAAAGUUAGCAAGAGAGCAGUAGCAAUCCCACCACCCUAUGUGAUUAACCCCCCCUUCUCUCCGAUUGCUCGUGUUUAGACGUCGGUAACCGACUCGUUGAAUUGCAAAUGGCCUCUCCAUGUCUUUCAAAGCGACAGAAAGCGAUCGAAGACGGUUAUUGUUCGGGCUAAAAUGGAGAGUGGCCAUACAAAUUCUGCCAUUCCAAAUGAAGGUUACUGUAUAGCUGAUAUCUGUAUCCGAUGGCACAGAUGCUCAUCAUGCUCGGUAAACCGAAAAUACAUGUCAGGAAAUAUCGUGGAAAACGGAUUUACAGAUUAAUAAUCCAAGUUGCUGCCACAAAGAAGGUUAGUCCUCAAGCACAAGAAUCUCUUCAUUGCACUGUUGGUUCAUUCUUGCGUUCUAUAGAUUAGAGAAAUAGAAUAGGAAAACACCACACUGUUCAUAGUGUAACUUUGAUAUCAAAGCAAAAUAGUGAUGUAGCUAUUGAGAGUUGAGACAUUUUGAAGAUACAAUUAUUUUUAACCUUUUACGACUAUGGAGCUGAGUGGCAGUAAAUCAUA
Hibiscus syriacus is the source of this 2747-nucleotide messenger RNA. RefSeq lists its product as uncharacterized. The transcript is spliced from 2 exons. Bases 7 to 2265 code for a protein of 752 amino acids. The record is from RefSeq and is a predicted model, not a curated record. NCBI's taxonomy places the organism in Eukaryota, Viridiplantae, Streptophyta, Magnoliopsida, Malvales, Malvaceae.